Exophiala aquamarina CBS 119918 is the source of this 1293-nucleotide messenger RNA. RefSeq lists its product as uncharacterized. The transcript has a single exon. Bases 1 to 1293 code for a protein of 430 amino acids. Lineage: Eukaryota; Fungi; Ascomycota; Eurotiomycetes; Chaetothyriales; Herpotrichiellaceae. The record is from RefSeq and is a predicted model, not a curated record.
AUGUCGGCCUGUCACAGUGAACCUGCUAUCCUUCAUGCGGCUCUUGCAGUUGCAGGCGCCCAUAAAGCCUACUGUGACAGACAGUCCGCGAAAUCUGGCAUGAUUCCUGUGACUUCGAGCCUGGCUACCAGUAUUCAUCUCCACUAUCAGAAAGCACUAAGUUACUUGAGAAGGCGAAUAGCAGUGCCGAGUCCUGAAUGCCCCGAGAUCGUGUUAAUCGUCUGCCUUGUGCUGUUGACUUUUGACAUGAUCGAGGGCCGGUACGGAGAAGCCUUGUUACACCUCACCCACGGCCGCCGCAUUGUCAAAGACCUGAAUGAUAGCAGUUCAAGUGACAGUCAUGUUCCACUUAGCCUGCCGCCAGUGGUUACAUCGGCGAUGGACGAGAUCAAAUACUCCUUCGCUAUGAUGGACAUUCAAUCAGUCAACUUUGGUAGUCUAAAACCGCACUUCAAGCUGGUGGCUGAUACGAAUCUUGACGGCAGUCCUCGACUCGAAAUCCCGGCCUCAUUCACUAAUUUUGAUGAUGCUUGGCGGUAUCUGCUUCUUCUACUAAACAAGUGCUACCGCUUGUUCGCUGCCAUCAAUGAGCUGGGCUCAAAGAAAUAUGACCUUCCGACCGAUGAGCUAGUCUUUCGAAGUGAACGAAGCAGCCUCCUAGAAGACGUGGAGAAGUGGAAGGAUGCAUUUGACAAAAGCUCUUUCCGCAUACUGUCUUCCGGUCAAUCUCCUCUUGCGAGCAAGUCAACCUUGUUGAGACUACACCAUCUUACCCUCUGUAUUUGCGUAAAGGCAUCUUUCAAUCUUGGCGAUGAGAUGUUCUUUGACGUCUUGGUGCCUGACUUCUUGGCACUCGUAGGAUUUUGCGAGGACCUACUUCCGAACCUCCCUACAAUAUCCAUUGAGACCGGUAUCAUCCAACCCCUUUUUCUCACCGGGUGCCUCUGUCGUCAUCCGGGUAUCCGCAGGCGGCUGGUCCGCCUCCUCUCACAUCCUAGGAAGGAGGGCCACUGGGACAGCAAAUUGAUCGAAAUUAUUUCGCGUGAACGAAUGAUCUUCGAGGAAGAACUCGCAGGCUAUGUACAUGAUGACCGGCAGUCACUCCCAGAUGACGUUGACCUUGCCCAGCUAAUCCCACGAGAAGCUCGCUGGUCGGAAAGCUGGAUCUUCUUCGUGAAGGAAGACUACUCAAUGGUUGAAAUAACAUUCCGGAGGAAGAAGCGUCAUCCCCAUCUGCUGCUCGAUGGAGAGGACGAUCAUGAAACACGAAAGAAGCUGGUCACUUUCGAAUAA